Messenger RNA from Acanthocheilonema viteae, 216 nucleotides. The record is from the annotation of a GenBank genome assembly. NCBI's taxonomy places the organism in Eukaryota, Metazoa, Nematoda, Chromadorea, Rhabditida, Onchocercidae.
AUGUUCCGGAGUGCAGCGGUGUCCGAGUGGUUAAGGAGUUUGAUUAGAAAUCAAAUGGGCUCUGCCCGCGUAGGUUCGAAUCCUGCCCGUUGCGCCUUGAGUUUGACUCGAAAUCAAAUGGGCUCUGCCCGCGCAGGUUCGAAUCCUGCCCGCUGCGAAGGUUUUAUUUCUGUUAAUCAUGAAGGAAAGAGCAAAGAGAAAGACGGUGUUGUGUGA